Molecule: messenger RNA, 4147 nt
Organism: Patiria miniata (bat star)
Lineage: Eukaryota; Metazoa; Echinodermata; Asteroidea; Valvatida; Asterinidae
Exons: 1
Coding region: 909-3149 (746 amino acids)
Source: RefSeq, a predicted model, not a curated record
UUGGCGUACUAGUACACAUCGGCCCAUGUCAUGCCUGGCCCAUUUCCAUCAAUCCAUGCGUAAGGGUCACUAGACACAGGAUUUCCGACCUAUUGUUCUCCGCGAUUUCAUCUACCAUUUCUCAGUGCCUUCCUGUACUUUUACAGAGUUUAGACAGAACCAAAAAAGUCUGUUGUUAAUUUACAUCCUUGGUCCCGGGGAUGGCGUUUGGUGGUACGUGACAGUCAUGAAAUAACAUGUCACAACCUGUUGACAGUGAGUUGACAAGCAAACAAAAAUGUCAUGAUUAUCAAGAGGUAUACGGGGACCUUGGUGUUUUGACCGGAUGGUGACUACCAACAAUAACACAGAUCACAAACUUGCUGAGUUCUACUCAGAUGAAGGCAUGAUACGUGUGGCGCACUAUUAGUGACAAACACGACAUUCGACCUGAAGUUGAGGACACACACGGACGUUAACUCGUGUCGGCACAAAGGGAUUAUAUUGCAAAUGCUACCACUGUCCCAGUCGAUGUCUCUUGUGUUACCUGGUGGAAAGACUAUGAUACAUGCUGAUACUUCUCCCCAUCUGACUUUUGAGAGAAUGACCAUGAAGCAGGCUUGACUCACCAGUUAUGCCCAGCUGAGGCUUGUCGCAUAAUACCCCGCCAUGUGGUGUUGUGACUUGUUUCUUUACAGUUUUGUAAGAUGCGGCAUUUCACAAUACGGAUGUGAGAAUUAAAUGUGGUCAUGAACGUAACUGUGCGAUUAAACAGUUCUUUGGACGAGGUGAGGCUUAUUCAUCCGCUGAAAUAUUGUUGCUGAUGCAAGAGGUCGUUGCAUAUUUAUCGAAAUAUACAAGUUUUGAGAGGGAAACUGACUGAACUCGCUCUUGCGCUGAUCAAAUUAAGAGACCGAAAUCAACUCGAAAUGGCUAAACUUCUCGAUAUUUUGCUGCUCUUGGUUUUAACUGGGUUGAUGUGUUCAGCUGUUGCCAUGGAAUUUGCCAUGCAGCCUGGAAACAUCACUGGUUACGAAGGUGAUACCGUCAUCUUGACGUGUGUUGUUAGCGAUAAGGAUGAAGAUCAACCGGUGUAUUGGCAACGAUACGACGGGUCUAGACUCGGCCCCAUCUCCAGGGAUAGAGAUACCGCUGCGUAUGCUCAUCACUUCCCUGACCUGUCUCCCAGACUAGAGAUAGUUGGAGACGAAUCGAGAGGGGAGUACCAUUUGUUGAUAUCGGACCUGAGCUUGGAGGACCAGGGGCGGUUCGUGUGCACGUUUUAUAAUGAGGAUGGGUAUGGUGUGUACGCUCCCAUCACGUACGUCAGUGUGUUACCACGAACUCGCGUGUCUGUACGUGAAGGGAUCGACCCUGUGUGUCAAGCGACUGUCUCGACGCCUUUACAAGCUGUCAGUAUUGGAACUACCGUAGAACUCGUCUGUGACGCUCAUGGUAGACCUGAUAUAACAUCUUUAACGUGGUAUGUGGGAGCAGGUAGAGGAUCAAGUCCGGUCGGGUCUUGUAGCCUAUCUAAGGGUCUACCACAAAGGAUCUGCACGUUUAGGCGGACCCUCACGUUGCAAGAUGUAGGGGUGAAUUUCAAAUGUAUCGCGAGAGUCGGGCCGAGCGAGGAGCAAGGACACGAGGGUCGACCUGGAUUGGCGCCAGAGCCAAAUUGCAGCUUACAGCCACUGACUAAAAAGACCAUUGUGGAUAUACAGCCGCCAUCUAAACGUGUCACGGCAGGAGAAACGGCUACGUUCUUUUGCGCAGCUGGAACCCCUCCAAGCCGCAGUCCCUUCCGUUAUACUUGGUAUCUGAACAAUGGUCAACAACUCACAUCGGCAACUUCCACACUAAUGAUAAGCAGUACUAGUGGGUACAUGCAUGAUAACCACGUGACCUGUGUCGUCAGUGACCACUUUGGUUACUUUGGCCACGGCACUGCAGUCCUUAUUGUUGAAAUGUCGCGGGACGAUCAAACAACUCGGAGCACUCAUAUCGAUACGACUAAUAAUAUCGAAACCACUAUCGAUGACAUGAAUACCAAACUCACAGAAUCGAUACCUCCCGAUACAACUUUCUCACCAAAUAAUGAUAGUAGUAUUGACAUUUUAAAACCGCUGUCGCAUCCUGACACUCGAUCAACCAGUGUAUUCCCGCUCAUGCUGGUCAUCUCGCUUGCUGCAGGCACAGUCCUUAUGGCCGUGUUACUAGCCGUUGUUACAGCCUGUGUUAUCAAGCAAAGGAAACGGGACAGGUGUAGCCUGAACGACAAGGCUAUCCAGCUCGAAGCGGUACGCCCGGCUCAAGACUUGAGGAACGACAACAGCAAAUCCGGCAAGAAUUCAAAGCGGUUCGUACCUAGAGCGCCCUCUGUCAACAAGCAACCCCCAGCUCCGGAACCAGUCGCAAGUCUCUGCAUCAAUAACAAACAGUUGACGACAUACGCGGUGCUAGACCCAGACCAGGUCGAUAAUGAUUCACUGAAUAGUCUCGAUCUCCAGGAGAUUAUCCAGAAAAGUGAAGGAAGCUCUCAGGGGACGGGAGACAGUACAGUAAAUCAUCCUAAAGAAUCACCCAAGAACAGGCCCCCAACAACAUCUUCCGGUGGCCGCUCCAAAUUACCUCGUGGACGCAGUGCUAGUACACCCCAUGGCCCUGUCAUCGUUUACGCUGGUGACAAGAAGACGCAGGAUUUCUCUGCGGUAGCCUAUGCUGUGACCAACAUCGUGGAAGAUCGACCAGCAGUUGCUAAAAACACUGGCAAAACCCCCACUUCGUCCUAUGACAACAACAGGAUUUCAGGCUAUGCGGUCAGCGCCAAAGUGAUAUCUAGAAAGCGCGCCAUGUCCAGCCCGAUGACCUCAGGCCAUUUGACGAAUGGAGAGGAGGCCACAACUAAGAGUUCUACGAUAAGCAACAUGAAAGCCCCUUUCUCUGAUUCUGCGAGAGCCAGACUGCUCAUGGAUGAUACUUGUGCUUACGCAGAGAUAUCCGAAAUCUGCCAAAACGCAGGCGACGCCAGUCAGACUGACCAGACUGAAUCGAAUGGGGGCGCUGUGUGUACGGUCCCAGAGCCUCCAUUUCCGAGGUCAUAUCUACGGGGUGACAAUGACAGUGCCUAUGCAGUCUCCAAAGUUGUUUCCUCCGUUGCAAAAGACUAGCUUUAAUACAUAUCUCGACUUUGAGUUCUGUCUCAGAUUGUUAUCAUCUGGGAGAGGCAAAGUGGAGACCGUAUGGCCGGUGCGCUCAAUGAAUGAAAGCUUUGACAACAUCAUGCAUGACUCUCAGCAUAGUGUAGAUGGAUAGGCGUUCCGAAGGUUAUAGGUUAGAAUCCAGCCCGUCGAUGACAUUAAUUUACCUGAAGAAUUGUGUAAUGAUAUCUGCAAAAACUUGUCGAAUACUGAUUGCGCUUUGCCAUGCUAAACGAAACAGAAUAUAUUAGAUGCCGAUACUCGUAUUUCAUGCGGAAGGAGGUCGUAAUGAUGUAAUUUACUGUUUCUAUAAAUACGUAUCGUUAACAUGAUAUGGAGUCAUCCGUGCGAAACGUAUCUUUAGGCGAGUGGCUGGAUAAAUGUUAACAAUAAUUUAUAAAUAUUACCCCCCCCCCACCUCGCCCUCUUGUCAAUGCCCUCUACCGACGUAAUAAUUUCAAAAUUGUUAUAUCUAUCAUGAUCUUUUCUUAUAUCCUUGGAGUAUUGUUCAAAGCUUGAAUUGUAUAUAUGCGGCAUUUAAUAAAAUGCCGCUUAAAAAAGGUUGUUUUUAAUUAUAUUAAUUCGGUCAUGUAACUAUUGUGUAGAAACUCCAUGCGGGCAAACAAAGAUUUUAAUUCAUUUCUCGUUUCAUUCAGUCAUGAGAGCUGAGAGGGCAAUUCGUAAUUUUUGCAUUUUUUUUCGUUUUGUCACUGCGGAAAACAGAGGUGUUACCCAUUAAAUUUAGUUGUGUAUGUACAUAAAAGUUAUAUCAACGAUGUAAAAAAAAAUUGUGAAAAUGCAGUUUCGAUCAUGUCAUCAAUUUCCCAUCAUUGUUACUUGCACCAUUUGCUAAGUUGUGAUUAAUUAAAACCACCACUUGUCAAAAUAAUUCCUUAAUUCUCCUAAUCUAAGAGUUAGACACAGUGCAGAGUAUAGACAAUCUAAUCAGGGGCACGUUUCAUGACACA